Messenger RNA from Boleophthalmus pectinirostris (great blue-spotted mudskipper), 3724 nucleotides. It is a transcript of the gene fastkd3, whose product is annotated as FAST kinase domains 3. Bases 1381 to 3468 code for a protein of 695 amino acids. Gene Ontology annotation, molecular function: RNA binding. Gene Ontology annotation, biological process: mitochondrial RNA processing; regulation of mitochondrial mRNA stability. NCBI's taxonomy places the organism in Eukaryota, Metazoa, Chordata, Actinopteri, Gobiiformes, Gobiidae. Gene Ontology annotation, cellular component: ribonucleoprotein granule; mitochondrial matrix. The transcript has 7 exons. The record is from RefSeq and is a predicted model, not a curated record.
GUAAUGUGGCAAUCAGAUUUAAUCACCCAGUGAUUAUUUAAUAGUUCCACUAGUUUUUUCAUGUCAGCUUUUCUUGCAUUAUAAUCUCUGACAUAAAAGCUGACAUGAAAAAACAUGUUGGACAGAAUAUAAAAAAAAUAAAAUAAAAAAAAGCAUGCAUUGGGAUAAAAACUAGUUAGACUCAGAAAUAAUAUACAGCUUUUAAGCUCUCAUGAUAUGCAAGUGAACAUCUGCUGCCUACCCAAUUUUGAGCGAAAUUUAUAUUGGUUUAAAAAAAAAAAUCAUACAGUGAAAUGAAAGAGAUAAACCAUGGAUCCUACCAUGACAACAAGGGGGCAAGAUGGGGAGGAGAGGCAGUCAAAGCUAGACCUCUUGAUAAUGAUCAAAAGAAUAUUUAAAAAUGUAUAUUGUUCCAGAAUAGUGAAUACCUACAUCUAAAAUCUGUGUAUUCUGUUACAGGAAGUACUAUAUUCAGAAUAGUUAUGUUGCAUUACAUUAUAGUGCAACAGAGGGUUAAAAGAGCCUGUAAUGCAUUUAUUUAUCACUAAUGAGAGAAGGAAAUACUAUCUAGCACCAACCUGAGAGAAGAGUGAGGAGGAGGAGAGUCUAGGGAGUGACAUAGGCGUCCAGCACCGGAUUAGGAGAUUUAAUCUAUAAUUAAAUCAACAUAAAAAGAUUUACAAUAAUCUUUUAUAAUAAGACGUUUUAAUACUUCCAAGCCAGGUGGGAAAGAUGGAUAAUUGUGAGAUUUGUGGACAGACAUGAAUGAGAGCUUAUGAGACCAAAAUACAAAUGUAAACCAAACAUUUCUGAGAAGUUAACUCCUUGUUGUAAAAUGAUUGCUAUACUUCUUAGCUAUGAUAGCAGCUAUAUAGUAGCACAUUGCACAGAGGAGAGCAUAAUUUUACAAGGCAUCUAUAUUGAAAUUUAUAAGUAGGGAGUAGGAUCUUAGAAAACUAUAAUCCUAAAGUAAACAAUAAAGACAAACAAUUCUUACCGUUUAUAUUAAAAGCUGGAAUUGUAUUUGCAUAAUGAAAGGACUUUUUUUUUUAUAGUUUGUGCAACCUAAAAGUUGUGAACAGUAGACUUUUACAGGAAGACGCCAUCUUGUGGAUGUGGUGUGCGGUGCGCUCAUAGAAUAGGGUGCGCUGUGGAGUAGCAAUAUAUGAUGUAUGCACAAAGAUAAAUAUGUAUUAUUUAUUUAAAAAAUCAACAACAACAACAACAAUAAUAAUAAUAAAACAUGGGAGGAAAAACUAAUGGAAUUAAAACGAUUUUAUUUUACUUUGAGAUUAGCUUACUUUCUUGAAAUAUAAGUAAUAUUCGAGGCACCUUGAACGCACCACAUGCAGUCCCGUGUUACAGAAUGGAGAGGGAGCCAUGCUAUUUCAGCAUCCUUCUCUUCAUCGCGUUAUUUCAUUGACUUUGAGGACGUCUACCACAUGCAGUUGUAGGAGGGCCAUGGCUCUGACGCUACUCCAAAGACUUCCUAAACAGGUGCGACAGAUUGGCAAGUAUCGCUGUGCUUCUGCUUGUGCCAACUCAGGGCUACUAUUCAAGUGCCAGACUGAACAGCACCUGAGUGUGGCCAGCUUGUGUACCUUAUCUACCAACUGCAUCCGAAACCAUGGGUAUAGAAAACUCCAACUGGACUUGUCAAGGAGGAGACUGACCACAAUAGUCCGUGAGCCUUCAUUUGUGGCCAGCAGCUCUGUCGGACUCCACAAAGAUUCAUUUCCUCGGUUCUGUCUGACUCAAAUGCAUCAUCCCACUCCAGCAGAACAACAGGCUUUUCACAUGCGUCUGAACAAGUGCACUUCAUCCCGGCAGGUCUUCAGAUUCCUGUACUCUGUGGAAGUAAUGACUGACAGCAUGGCAGCAGCAUCCCUUCAUCGUGUAGCUGACUUGGAGCAAGGGGAAAACUGUCUAAAAGACCCUUCAGUGCUGGAGGAGCUCAUCAUUAGAGCGCUCUGCAAGCAGCUGGAGGAAGACUCUGGGCGGCUAACAGAUGGUGGCUUGGUAUCUGCACUUCUAGCCUGCACACGCCUUUAUCUGGAUCCCUGGAGUACUCUGAUGGUGCGUCUGGUGUCUGAAAGCCAGGAGAGACUAGAUCGGGGCUACCUGAAUAUAGGGCAGCUGUGUGUCUUGGGCCGGGCCAUGUUGGCUCUGGAGGGUCCUGGUUCUGUCAUGCUGGAACAGGUCAUGUCACAAAUUCAGAAGCAGGAGCCAGCUCAGUGGAGCUUGCCAGAACUUAGAGCAGUGUAUAAACUGUUACACAAUGGUGCAGGUUUUGAUGGGAAAUACUGUGACCUGUUGAAUGCGAUGCACUCUCAUGCAGUUACUGUCACUUCUCAUAUGAACCCUGCCACUGUCAGUGAGCUGCUCAGUGUCCUCACAAGUCUGAAUCAAACUCAAGCCAUGCCUCUGGUGAUCAGUCUGUGUAAACGGGCUGUGCGCCAUGUUCCUCACUUUACUGAUGAGGAGCUCACUCUUGUUCUAGGAGCACUUAUGCACUUUGGUCACAGUGAUCAUUACUUUGUGGAUGCCAUGGAAAAGUAUGUCCCCACAAUGGCUUUUACUUCCCACCCAGAGACCAUUAGCAAGGUGAUGCAGUUCUUUGGGAGAAGAAACAUCUUGUCUCCAGUGGUGUUUGAUGCUGUAGCUGACAGUUUUGUGUACAGAGCAGAUGAAUACACUACUAGUCAGGUGGCCAGGCAAAUUAUGCCUUUUGGUAAGCUUGGCUACCUUCCUCCAAAUGCUGCUGAUAUGUUCAGGAAAGUUGAGACAAUCUUGCAUUCUCGCUUUUCACACUUCCAGCCUCGCACUUUAAUCAAUGUGCUUCAUUCCUGCAUCUUGGUUGAGAGAUUUCCUGUGAACUUUGUCUCUAAAGUGUUCAGCAGUUACUUUCUCCAACAAUUGCAAGAUCAAGGUACAGGAAUAGAUCGGUAUGUUCUUGCUCAGCUAACUCAGCUUUACAUGACAAUGAAACUGGAGUGUCCUUUCUAUGAGGGACCGCAGCUUCUUCCACAGUACCGAGUCAAGUCGUUUCUCACGCCUGGUCACUCACUGGAGUCCCCAGUCGACAUUCAUUUGUACAAUUAUGUCAAAACUGGAUUGGUGGAUUUACUUGGUGCUCGUUCAUAUUUUGGCUCUAAAGUUUUGACACCAUACUGCUACACACUAGAUGUGGAGAUCAAACUUGAUGAAGAAGGAUUUGUCUUGCCUGCCUCUUAUAAUGAUGAAGUUUAUAAGAGAAUAGCACUUUGUAUUGAUGGACAGAAGAGGUAUACGUCUAACAGAAAGCAGCUAUUGGGUAAAGAAGCUAUAAAGCAACGGCACCUAAGGCUUCUGGGAUAUGAAAUUAUCCAGAUUCCAUUUUAUGAAUUUGAUCAACUCCAAAACAAGUCCAGUGUUGGAGAAUAUCUGCACCAGAAGAUCUUCCCCCACAGCUACAGACUCAGCUGGUGAUCUUUCACUUAAGGGACAUUUUGUUUAGUAUAAAUAGAUGCAUCUACAUAGUAUAAACUGCCAAAUAAUAAGAAUGGUUGUACAAAGCAGUACACAGCUCUUUUGAUGUGCAAAAUCACGUAUGACAUAGAUUCCAUUUGAAAAAUAUAUUUUAUUUGUUGUUGGCAAUUUUUAUGAUGGACAAAAUGUACAAAGCAAAGAGCCCAACUCCAACUAUAGUGUAUAUAUAAAAUAUUUAUAAAACGGUAAACACAAA